Messenger RNA from Trypanosoma cruzi, 552 nucleotides. Its product is annotated as trans-sialidase, putative. The record is from RefSeq and is a predicted model, not a curated record. The annotation marks the transcript as partial. The transcript has a single exon. Lineage: Eukaryota; Euglenozoa; Kinetoplastea; Trypanosomatida; Trypanosomatidae.
AUGCUCUCACGUGUUGCUGCAGUCAUGGCGCCCCGCACACACAACCGUUGCCGCGUGACCGGAUCCAGGGGCAGGAGGAGGGAAGGAAGAGAGAGUGAGCCGCAGAGGCCCAACAUGCCCCGGCGUGUGUUUACUUCCGCUGUGCUGCUCCUUCUCGUGAUGACGUGCUGCACUGGUGAAGCUGCUGCCGCCGGGGGCGGUAAGUCAAGUAUUGCCAUUAAUCCAUUUACAGGGACGACAAGGAUAGAUGCUAAUUGGAUGGAGUUUAACGAGACCGGAAGCAAAAUCACCUCGAUCCGUGUUCCUGGCCUCGUUAAAGUGGGUGAUGAUGUAUUUGCUGUUGCUGAAGCGCAGUGCGGGGAAGGGAAUGGAGCUGGCAGCUGUGCUGGGAUUGUGUCAAAGCACCUGAAUAUAAGUGAUGACUCAAUGGAUAUUUCGACGUCGGAUAUAAGUUUGUUUCGCAUGCAACUUGGGGACACUGUUGCGAAUAAUUUUGGGACAACAGGAGUGUUGCGACCAACGACGCUUGUACAGGGGACAGUGUCUACAUGC